GAUGCUGGAGGGUCCGCUCUUCUGCGAGGGGCGCGAUAGUCCCCGGGAGCUCCGGCGUGCAGAUUCUGGCAGCUGCCUCUGGCUGCAGAGGUCCAAGCUGUUUGUGAUGGAAGUGAAGACCAUUUCCUGUCAUUAUAGUCGCCAAGUCCCCUCUCGACAGCCCAUGGACCUCCAGGCCAGCCACUGGGCCCGCGGGCCCCGCAGUCGCACGUGUAGGCCGCGCCCCGGAUCCCCCGAGCCGUCGCCCCGCCGGCCCUGGGCUUCCAGGGUGCUGCAGGAAGCCACCAACUGGCGGGCGGGGCCCCCGGCCGAGGUCCGAGCGCGGGAGCAAGAGAAAAGGAAAGCGGCGUCGCAAGAGCGGGAGGCCAAGGAGACCGAGCGAAAGAGGCGCAAGGCUGGCGGGGCCCGACGGAGCCCCCCGGGCCAACCCCGCCCCGAGCCCCGGAACGCCCCUCGGGCCGUCCAGCCUGCGGGCCUCUCGGGUCCCUCAAGGCGGGAGCGCCUGGGGCCGGCGGGCAGAGCGGCCCGCCCGUCUGCUCCACCGCACAGCGAAACAGGGGCGGCGUGGGCGGGGCCCUGGGGGGGUCGGCGGCCAGGACCCCCUAGCUACGAGGCUCACCUGCUACUGAGAGGCGCCGCCGCGACGGCCCCACGACGCCGCUGGGACCGGCCGCCGCCCUACGUGGCUCCACCUUCCUAUGAGGGUCCCCAUAGGACCUUAGGGACGAAGCGAAGCCCGGAGCGCUCUCAGGCGUCGGCCGCGUCUGCCCCAGCUCCGACCCCGGCCAGGACAGAGGGAGGGAGCGCCAGGAAGAGGCUGGAUCCUCGGAUUUACCGGGACGUCCUCGGGGCCUGGGGUCUCCGGCAGGGCCGGGGUCUGCUCGGGGGAUCUCCAGGCUGCGGAGCUGUCCGAGCAAGGCCGGCGUCUGGCAAAGGCGCCGCAGAGAGAGGGCCCGUCCUGCCUGCCGCCGGCCUGCACGGCGGGAGCGACCGCCGCUUCCAAGCCACCGCCGUGGCUGGGAGCCCGGGCAGCGGGACAGCUCCUGCGAGGCCUGCAGCUGCGCCCUCCAGCCCCCCGCGUCCCGCUCCCAGGUCCAGGCACCAGCUCGAGGGCUCGAGGGAAGGGAAAGAAGGAAGAAGAGAACAGGUGUGGCUCCCCCGGUGUUGGAUGCUCUCCCCUAAAAAGCAGCCGUCCCGGCAGAGCCAGACCCUCCCCCGACCCUGGGCUCCCGGAGGCACCGGCUGGAGGGAGUCCCCGGGUCACGGGGACGGGCCAGGCCCCGCGGCCCGCCGAGCCCACACUCUGCCCCGCUGUUCCCGGCGCCCCGCUGGUGGAGAAGGCGUGUUUGUCAUCGACGCCACGUGCGUGGUGAUAAGGUCCCAGUACGUUCCGACCCCUCGAGCGCAGCAGGUGCAGCUUCUGCCCUCUGAGAUGGUGCGUGUUGUGGGGGAUGCUCCCAGCCCUCCCAAGCCCGGUCCGCAGCAAGGCGAGGGUGCUUCGGGCUCGCCCUUCCGUGUCCCGAGGCCUCAGCUGGUGAGCCUUUCACACCGGCCGGGCGAGGGGAGUGAGGGUGAGGGUGAGGCCGAGGGCGGGAAGCCGGGCGACUCCUCCUCCCUGGAGGAGCGCGCCUCCCGAAUCUUAGGGCUCCCGGUCGGCGAAGUGAACCUGCGGGGCGCCCCCGCGCAGUCAGGCCGCCCCGAGCAUCCCGCCUUGGGCCCCGCGGCUCCGGCAGGGGCGGGCUGCGCGCGGGGCUCGGGCGGGGCGGCGGGGCCGCGGCGAGCGGGCGGGGGCUGGGCGCGGGCCCCGGGGCCCUACGCGGGGGCCCUGCGGGAAGCCGUGUCCCGCAUCCGCCGCCACACCGCCCCGGACUCGGACUCGGAUGAAGCUGAGGAGCUCAGCGCCCACAGCGGCUCCUCUGAUGGAAGCGACACGGAAGCCCCGCGCGCCUCCUGGCGGAACGAGAUGACCCAGCCUGCGGCUGGGAACCCUGGACCCCAGGAAGGUGGGAAGAGAACCGAGAUGAGCGACAGCUUCCGGGAGCUUCUGGGUGCCGUCAGCCAAACCGAGGAGGCCCUCUUCGGGGCGAGGGACCCCGCCGAGACCCCACAGGCAGAUAGGGAGUAGCAGAGAAGGUCCCUUUGUGGACUUGAGUCUGCCGACCCAUCCUCCCCUUCUUUCCCCGCGGCCGCCUUUUGCCUUUUUUUUUUUUUUUCCCUGUGUGCCUCCAACAAUGCCGGUUGCCAUCCCUGAAAUAGACAUGCAAGGGAAGGAGCAUAUGCCCGUUCCCAAGUUUGCUUCUGGAGAAGUGGGGGUGAGGUUCCAUGCCUGCUGUGUGCGGGGCGGCGCACACGCACUGGGGGCGCAGUUGAGCAGAGCAGACCUCUGGGCAGCAGGAAGAAAGGGAUGGAAAGGGUGGCAGAGGGGCCUGGGGCACAGAAGGGCUCUUGCAGGAAGUGAAUGGAUUCAACCAGCAAAGCAGAAAAGGGCUUGCGUUGGUGUCGCACGUCUUGGGUUUGUCUGUUCAAUCCAACUCUGCCAACUUCCCAGGUCUCCCAGGGUAGGGGGGAUGCACAAUGAGAAAUUUCCAAGGUCUGUCCUCCCAUCGCUGACCUUUGGGGACCAAACGAAAGCCUCUAUCUCCUCUUCCCAUCAACAAGCCAGGAAAGAGGAAAGGAUAAGUCACAGUCUGAGGGGUCCCCAGUGGCUGCUUUGUCCCGAUACAAGAGAUUCUACAGGGUUUGCAGGAGAGCUGAGUAAGUGGCAAAAGGGCUCCUACUCCACUCUCCCAGGUUGAGAUGGGGGCUCCCCGAGGCAAGGUAGGACACUGGCCCUGUCACUCCCUGUCACUGCUCCCAGAGGCAGGGACAGCAGCCAGUGAACCAGCUUUGGGCCACCUGUUCCCUCCACCCCAAUUUUCCUUGGUAGAUCCGAAGUGUUACCACAAUGUCCUAGGGCAUCCACUCGCCCCCCACCCCCCACGGAAGGAACCCCGAGAAUUUACUUGCCUCUCUGCCCUUUGCUGAAAGCAGGGGCAAAGUAGAGCAGCUCAGUUUCCAGGCAACCUGCAGAUGUGGGGUGUGCUACUCGCUGCAGCCACGAGGAGGCGCGCGCGGGCCGCGAAUUUUCCCGGUUGCGGAUCCCGGACACCCCCAGCCCAGCACUGCCAGUUAAUCGGGUCCCUAGUUACUGUCCCCUGCCUGGCCACCUCCAGACUGCGGGGCCGGGAGCAGGCCUCCGGCUCCUGUUUGUACUCAUCACUCCAACCGGCUGGAGACUCAGACGCUGAGGAUUUUUUUUCUCUCCAGUCCUGGAAACCCCGACACCCACCCCCACCUCUGCCAUUUACUGGCCUUGUGACCUUGGCCAGGGCAUUUCGUCCCCCGGAGCCUCCUUCUCCUCAUCUGUCAAUGGGGAUUUAAUAAUCACCUACCUCGCAGGGUUGUUGUGAGGAUUUAAUACGAUAAUGUAUGUAAAGCGCCUUGCUCGGUGCCCGGCACACAGUAGGCGCUCAAUAAAGCUAAGCUUCCCUUUC
Oryctolagus cuniculus (rabbit) is the source of this 3533-nucleotide messenger RNA. It is a transcript of the gene DDN, whose product is annotated as dendrin. Lineage: Eukaryota; Metazoa; Chordata; Mammalia; Lagomorpha; Leporidae. The record is from RefSeq and is a predicted model, not a curated record.